AUGACACUGUUAGAUGUUGAUAUUGGAGAUUUACCUCCUUUAACGGUAUUCUUAGGAUCUGUAUCACCGGGGAUAGAUAAGUUGGAAGAUAACAUUCAUUUUUUACAUGAUAAUGAAUUCGAACAUAAGAGUAAGUCAUCAAAUUUUAUUUGGCCCUUGAUUGAAAAUAAUUCUAUUGAAGAUUCGAAUUUGAAUAAUUCCUUAGUUGCAACAUUACACCCUCAAUAUUUAAACAUAGCAAGACCUCCAUUGAAUAAUAAUGGGAUAUAUGAAUCCAAUACUUAUGUCUCAUUGCCUUUCCAUAUAACCAACCUUUUCGAUAAAGUGAUUGAACACAAAACUCCAAAUAAAUCAGUUGAUGGAGGUUUCCAAAUAGGUGCAAAUGUAGGAUCUUUAAUGCCUGAUCCUUUCGAAUAUGUUCAUUUGAAUCCUGGUUGUUUAAGUGAGAUUCUCGAAUUGGAUAAUCUUGAUAGAAGUAAUAAUACUUUUGAUAAUAAUGAUAAUAAGAAUCCUUUUACAAAGUUAACUAACAAUUUCAAUAAACUUUUGAAAUUAAACCAUUCCAAUAAUUCCGUGGACAAUUUCAAUAAUUUCAAGAAUUUUCAAGAUUUACCUUCAACAAUAAGUAAAUCUACAGUGUUUGAAAAAUUCUUAACUUACGAUAAUGACGUUUAUCAUAAGAACUUGAAUUCUGUGGAUACAAGUAAGAUAUUAGUUUCCUGUAAUAUUAAUGUUUUGAACCUUAUAACUAUCGAUAAUGAUAAUAAUUAUCGAAACCCCACUACAUUCCAAAGUUCUAAACCAUAUACUUCAUUAUUAGAAAUGGAGACUGAAGAACCGAAAAGUUAUUCUAAGACCAUUGAAGUUCCUAUUUUGAGAUUACAAUUGAAAGAGAAUUAUAUCAUCACAACAAUGAAGGUAUUCAAGUCUCAUAAAACUCCAUUUGUCGUAAUGGGAUUGAAUUCCGGUGAAAUCAUACUUAUCAAUCUUAAUAACUUAUCAUUUGUUCAUAUCAAUAACUUUGUCAAUGACAUUCUGAAGAGUUCUAUAUCAUUAAAUACCACCAUAGGUAGUAAUUCUGUAUCACCAACUAUCAUAAAUGAAUCAGUCACAUCAUUAGAAAUUAUCAAUAAUUCCAUCUAUGAAUUUUUGAUAGUUGCUGGAUAUUCUAAUGGAGAAAUCAUUCUUCUUAAUCCCUUUGUUAAUGAUGAUAUCUCCAAAACCCAUUACUUGAAAACUGUGGUAGAUAAUGAUAGAUUUGUAACAUAUUUCAAGAAAUUCGAUUUAUCACCAUUUGUCAAUAAAAAACUAUUGGAACAAAAAAGUUCAUCAAACAUUAAUCCUUUCAGGACUUCAGAAGAAUUCGAUGAUGAAACUCCUAACGUUGUUGUAGGACAUUUGAAAAUUAGUCAUAAACCUAUCACUUGUAUAACAUCAACGAUUUCCUUAGUAAAUCCAUCAACUUCACUUAGUUUUAAUCCUUUAUUGAUAGCAGUUGGUGGAGAUGAUGGUUUGAUCAAAUUAAUGAAUUUAUCGUUGACUUACAAUUGUAAUUAUGGUAAUAACAAUGCUUCAAAAUCCAUCAUAAGUGAUGUAAUUUCAAAUUAUUUCCAGGAUGGUAUUAAAGAUUUAACGUUCUCCAAUGAUUUCAAAAUCUUAUCAGUUGUAGGUAAUGGAGAUUUGAUUGAAUUAUUCAACUUAAGAUAUUACAAUGUCAAUAGUUUAUUAAAUCAAAAGAAAUUAGAACCAGUUUCAAGUGGAUCAACUAAAAGAUCAAGAAGUGGAACAGUUAAUAGUACUAAUUCCACUUCCAACAAUAACAAUAACAUCACAACAAAUGCAUUAUCAUUAUUUUUAUCACCAUCAGUAAGUUCACCAUCAACUUCUUUAGAAAUCAAUAGACAUAAUGAUGAUAAUAAUGAUGUUUUAUACCCUCCAAGUGUUAAAGAUAUUAAGUUACUUUGUAGAUUGAAAAGUCAUAGUAAUAUAGUAUCUAAAAUCAUGUUUAUCAAGAACGAUCAAGUUAUUAAUAAAGGAUUUGAAAAUAAAGAUUCAAAUACUUUCUAUAGAUUAGUGAGUUGUGGUAAUGAUGGAAGAGUGAUUUUUUGGGAAUUUGAUAUUAAAGGGUUACCUAAAAUCAAAAAGACUUUAAUCCCUAAGAAAAGAUCAAAGAAAAAGAAGUUAAAAGGACAUACUAAAUCCAAAUCCAUGAAUUUUGAUGAAAGUCUCAAUCUCCCUUCUCAAGCUAAUAAUAGUGUAAGUAACAUGAAUAACCUCCUUAAUCAAUCACAUUCCAAAUCCAAUUCUCAUAUCAAUUUGAAUGAUUUGACUGAUCAAGUUAAAGGUAUUACUGGUUUAUAUCAAUCAUUAUAUGAGAGUAGAUUCAAAAGACAUUAUAAUAAAUUAUUAGUUGAACAACAUAAGAUCGAUGAAGGUAAAUUUAAUACCAUAAUUCAUCCCAUAAUAAAUGAUAAGUUAGUACCAGCUAUUGAAAUUCCGUUAACCUCAGUGGAUUUCACUUGUUGGUUCAAAGAUGGGAAGAUUUCAAAUAUUUAUAUAGAUAAUGGGAAUUUUUGGUGUAUGGGGAAGAAUGGAGAUAUUAUAAGAUAUGUUAUUGAAUAG
This is a messenger RNA of Yamadazyma jaroonii, 2622 nucleotides long. The record is from the annotation of a GenBank genome assembly. NCBI's taxonomy places the organism in Eukaryota, Fungi, Ascomycota, Pichiomycetes, Serinales, Debaryomycetaceae.